AAAGUAUUAACAGAGUAAGUCGACAAUAACAUUUCCAUCGAGUAAGAUGGAAUCGAGCAAUGUAUUAAAUCCUACCGCCAGAGUGAAAGAUGAGCCUCUUGAUGAACCUUUCAAUGAUGAUAAUGAUUAUGAAAUAACUGACAUUACAUCUACAGUUACUCAACAUAUUAAGUACGAAAGUUUUUGGCAAGAAAAUUCAACCCAAGAGCUUCUUCAAGAAUGCGACGAAAAUCACGAAAAUGAACUUGGCGACGUACAAAUCGAGUUGGAAUGUACAGACAUGAAGCCCAAUUUAUUGGCCAAAAUUGAAGAUUUCUCUACAAAUCACGGGCAGCAUAGUGAUGAUUAUAAAACCGGAAGCAUUAUUAAACUAGAAAUUGUCGGGACAGUGAAGAAAGAAAUUUUUAGCGAAAAAGAAAGUGAUUUGAAUUUAGGAUGUGGACUCAGCGCGAAAAAUGAAAAAGGAUGUGUUUCAAAAGAGAUUAACUAUAAUCAUAGGCUAAAACCUCAGACUGAAUCAGUCCGUAUUGGCAAAAUUACACCUGCAUGUGAUAUUUGCGGAAAAGUGUUCAAACUUAGAGGUCAUCUCAAUAGGCACAUCGAUUCGGUGCAUCGUAAAAUCACGCAUCCAUGCGAUAUAUGUCAAAAGACAUUCACACAGAAAACGAAUCUCAAAAUCCACAUCGAUUCUGUACAUCGUAAAAUCACUUAUCCAUGCGGUAUAUGCCAGAAGACCUACCCAGACAAGAUUAGUCUCAAAAAACACAUCGAUUCGGUGCAUAAUGGUGUCAGACAUGCAUGCGAUAUAUGCCAAACGACAUUCUCAGACAAGAGUAGUCUAAAGAGGCACAUCGAUUCGGUGCACAAGCGAGUCAGACAUGCAUGUGACAUUUGUGAAAAGACAUUCACACAUAAAAGUUAUCUCAAAACCCACACCGAAUCGGUGCAUUAUGGUAUUUCACAUGCAUGUGAUGUUUGUGAAAAGACAUUCACUCAAAAAGGUCAUCUUAAAAACCACAUCGAUUGGGUGCAUAAUGGUGUUUCACAUGCAUGUGAUAUUUGUGGGAAGACAUUCACUCGGAAAGAUAAUCUCAAAAGCCACGUCGAAUCGAUACAUCAUAAAAUUAUGCAUCCUUGUAAUAAAUGCCCAAAGACAUUCUCAAAUAAGGGUAGCCAAAAAAGGCACAUCGAUUCGGUGCACAAGCGAGUCAGACAUGCAUGUGACAUUUGUGGAAAGACAUUCACUCAAAAAGGUUUUCUUAAAACCCACAUCGAUGCGAUGCAUAAUAGUGUCAGACAUGCAUGCGAUAUUUGCGAAAAGAAGUUUACACAAAAUAGUUCUCUCAAAAUACAUAUCGCAUCGGAGCAUAAUGGUGUCAGGCAUGAAUGUGAUAUGUGCACAAAAAAAUUUACUUCGAAAAGUAGUCUUAAAGCCCAUAUCGAUGCGGAGCACAAUGGAAUCACCCUCGCAUGUGAUUUCUGUGGAAAAAAAUUUAAAUAUCAAACUCAACUCCGUAAGCAUGUCAAAUCGUCGCAUAGUGGUAUCAUACAUUCAUGCGAGACAUGCGGCAAGACAUUUGGACAGAAAAGAAAUCUCAGAGCCCACAUCGAUGUGGCGCAUCACUCACGCAAUCAGACCUAA
Messenger RNA from Trichogramma pretiosum, 1642 nucleotides. RefSeq names its product zinc finger protein OZF-like. The coding region runs from base 47 to 1642 and encodes 531 amino acids. Gene Ontology annotation, biological process: regulation of transcription by RNA polymerase II. The transcript is spliced from 3 exons. Gene Ontology annotation, molecular function: DNA-binding transcription factor activity, RNA polymerase II-specific; RNA polymerase II transcription regulatory region sequence-specific DNA binding. Gene Ontology annotation, cellular component: nucleus. The record is from RefSeq and is a predicted model, not a curated record. Lineage: Eukaryota; Metazoa; Arthropoda; Insecta; Hymenoptera; Trichogrammatidae.